UCUCCAAAUAAACGCGUCCUCAUCCGGUCGCCUGCAGUUGUAACGCCGAAAACAGUGACAAUGUCGACGGCGAUGAAUUUUGGGACCAAGUCGUUCAAACCCAGUCCCCCGGACAAAGGAUCGUUCCCAUUAGAUCAUUUCGGUGAAUGUAAAUCUUUCAAAGAAAAGUUCAUGCGGUGCCUCAGAGACAACAAAUUUGACAAUGCGCUUUGUCGAUUACAGUCCAAAGAAUACCUGGAAUGUAGAAUGGACAAGCAGCUGAUGACUAAGGAACCUCUAGAGAAGCUUGGCUUCAGAGACCUAAUGGACCAACCCAAAGAGGACAGCAAAGAGCCAAAAAUCUAAGUUUAUUAUGUCGCUUAUUUAGAAUUUUUUAUUCUUGAAUUUCAUUGUGAAUGUAACACUUAAGUUUGUGAAUUGCUGGGCUUGUAUAAAAAUGUUAUUUGCUUUUU
Messenger RNA from Electrophorus electricus (electric eel), 452 nucleotides. RefSeq names its product cytochrome c oxidase assembly factor COX19 (gene cox19). The record is from RefSeq and is a predicted model, not a curated record. NCBI's taxonomy places the organism in Eukaryota, Metazoa, Chordata, Actinopteri, Gymnotiformes, Gymnotidae. Gene Ontology annotation, cellular component: mitochondrial intermembrane space. Gene Ontology annotation, biological process: mitochondrial respiratory chain complex IV assembly.